UGCCUCACGGGCGCGCCCUCCUGCCCCUCCGCUGCUUUCCUCCCUCCCAGAGCGCCCCGCCCGGGCGUCCCUUCUAGUGUCCGCUGCGCCCUCCCGGAGGCACCGUUUGCAGCGGCCUUGCGAUGUCUCAGCCAGGCCAGAAGCCCGCUGCCUCCCCGCGGCCCCGGCGCGCUGCAGCGGCCCGCCAUACCCAGGAGCAUGUCAGUGAAAUAACCAGUGGCUCGCCUUCCAAGUCAGGAGAAAAGAAAGGACCAGAUGAGAAAAAAACAACAAGCCUUGACAGCAGUCAGCCUUCCAGAAUCCACGCUGGUGGAACAGCCCCGGCCACCAAGGCGUCAACUUCUUCCGCCUCCACCAGCAAGUCGUCCAGUAUGAAUCCCACAGAAGCCAAGGCUAUUCCAGUCAGCGAACAGAUGGAACAACAGCAUUCUCCUGACAAGAAAAGACACAGAAAACAGGCUGCAAAAACAGAAGCCGAAAAGAAGUCACAGUCAACGAAGCCAUCUGUAGUUCAUGAGAAAAAAACCCAAGAAGUAAAGCCAAAGGAACACAAAGAGCCAAAAAGCCUGCCCAAGCACGCAUCAGAUACAGAAAGCAAGCAUGUUCAUAAAGAACCAGUGUCCAAAUCAAGUGAACAGCCGACAUCCGAGAAAUCCACAAACCCAAAGACUAAAUCACAGGAUGCGAUUUCUGCCGGCGGGGAGCCGGUUGUUGCUGGUGUAGCUGCAGCAUCCGCCACACCGGCGAAACAGAAAAAAGAAAAGAAAUCGUCAACGUCAGCUGUACCAGUUGAAUCCAAACCGAGUAAACCAUCUGGGAAGUCAGACAUGGAUGCUGCUUUGGAUGACUUAGUAGACACCCUAGGAGAACCUGCAGAAACUGAAGAAGAUAACACAGUGUAUACUGGACCUGAAAUUUCAGAUCCAAUGACUUCUACCUACAUAGAGGAAUUAGGUAAAAGAGAAGUUACACUUCCUCCAAAAUACAGGGAACUUUUGGCAAAAAAAGAAGGUAUCACAGAGCCUCCUCCAGACUCCUCGAAACCCAUGGGGCCCAAUGAUGCCAUAGACGCUUUGUCGUCUGACUUCACCUGCAGUGCUCCUACCCCUGGUGGAAAUAAAGCAAAGGAAGAGAAAUCCACAGGAGAAGAGGUUUUAAAAGCUCAACAAGCCACGGCAAUCAAAAGUGCUGCUUCAUCCCAAGAGAAAAAAAGAAAGGCAGAGGAGCAGGACGCAAUGAGUGACGAAGCACUGGAGGCUCUUUCAGUGUCGCUGGGCAGCCGGAAGCCAGAACCCGAGCUCGACCUCAGCUCCAUUAAGGAAGUCGACGAGGCAAAAGCCAAAGAAGAGAAACUAAAGAAGUGUGGUGAAGAUGAGGAAACCGUCCCAUCAGAGUACAGAUUAAAGCCAGCCACGGAUAAAGAUGGAAAACCACUAUUGCCAGAGCAUGAAGAAAAAUCCAAGCCCCUGAGUGAAACAGAACUCAUUGAUGAACUUUCAGAAGAUUUUAACCAGCCUAAAAGUAAAGGAAAACGACCUAAGCCAUCUGAAAAAACAGAAGACUCUCAGGCUGCUGCCCUAACUCCCGUGAGCGAGGCCGUGUCUCGGACUUCCCUGUGUAGUAUACAGUCGGCGCCGCCCAAGCCACCCACCUUGAAAGGCAUGGUGCCAGACGAUGCAGUAGAAGCCUUGGCCGGCAGCCUGGGGAAAAAGGAAGCAGAUCCAGAGGAUGGAAAGCCCGUGGUGGAUCAAGUGAAGGAAAAAGCCAAAGAAGAGGAUCAUGAAAAACUUGGUGAAAAAGAAGAAACAAUUCCUCCUGAUUAUAGAUUAGAAGAGGCCAAGGAUAAAGAUGGAAAACCACUCCCGACAAAAACACCCAGGGAAUCGCUUCCGGCCAUGAGUGAGGACUUCCUUCUGGAUGCUUUAUCUAAGGACUUCGCUGGUUCCCCAAACUCUGUACCUCUUAAAUUUGAAGAUGCUAACCUUUCUGCUGUCAUCUCUGAAGUGGUUUCUCAAACCCCAGCUCCUACCACACACUCUGCUGGCCUACCCCCUGACGCUAAGCAGCGUGAUAACAAAGAACUGGACGAUGCCCUGGACCAACUUUCUGACAGUCUAGGACAAAGGCAGCCUGACCCUGACGACAACAAACCAAUGGAGGAUAAGGUCAAGGAAAGAGCUAAAGCCGAACACAGAGACAAGCUGGGAGAAAGAGAUGACACCAUCCCGCCUGAGUACAGGCACCUCCUGGACAACGACAACGAGGGCAAACCAGCAAAGCCACCUGCAAAGAAACCCAAGGACUCAAAGAAACCUGAAGAUGACAAUGACCCCAUCGAUGCUCUUUCAGGCGAUUUUGACAGCUGCCCUGCACCCAAGGAAACGUCAAACACAGCUGAGGACAGAGUCAAGAGAACUGCUCCCAGCUCCAAAGCACCCAAGAAUGGAGGGAAAGCAAAGGAUUCUGCCAAGGCGAAGGAGGAAACUAAGAAGCUAAAAGCUGAUGAAAAAAAUACAAGUUAAAGUUUACACUAUUGGUAUCUGCCUAUAAAAUCUUCAGCUGGUGGAUGGUGACUUUUGAAGGACAAAGCUUUGAACAACAGCAGAUUUUUCUGGGUGGCUUCUAGACAGUGUUACUUGUCCAAUCUUGAUAUCCUAAAAAUUGGUUAUUCUUUUCCCAGAAAGAAAAUGAAUUUGUGUGGUUCAUCUGUGUUACUGUACUGAGGAUUGAUAAACUUUGAAUUUUUAAAAAAUGCCUUCAGUUGGGAGAGAUGGGAACUUUAUAUUUCUAUGAGAUAUAUUUGAUAGUUUCUUAAAGCAACACAUAAAAAAAGGAAAAACCUUUGCAAACUUUUGCACAUUCUACACACAGUGCCUGUAAAUCUCAUUAGUAUUUUCAGUUAGCACUUAAUUCUUUUGUUGUUGUUAGCAUUUGGAAAACAAUGCUUUGAAUGUGUCGAAUGUCCUGAUUUCUCAUGAUCCAUUUCCUCUUGGGCUUUGGAAUUGUACUUGAGAUUUCUUUGGGUUAAUGUUUAUAAGUCAAACCUAAAAUAUUGUACAUUGGGCACAUUAUCUCCUCUUGGGCUGCUAAUAAAUUAAUAGAUAACCUGGACAGACCAGGACAUACUGCCA
Molecule: messenger RNA, 3131 nt
Organism: Neogale vison (American mink)
Lineage: Eukaryota; Metazoa; Chordata; Mammalia; Carnivora; Mustelidae
Gene: CAST
Product: calpastatin
Exons: 32
Coding region: 123-2522 (799 amino acids)
Cellular component (GO): cytoplasm
Molecular function (GO): calcium-dependent cysteine-type endopeptidase inhibitor activity
Source: RefSeq, a predicted model, not a curated record